AGCACUCCAGCCUCCAGGCCCACUGAUGGAUCCACUGGCAAAGGGACCCGGUGGGAGUCAGGUGGCACAAACCCUGCGAUGGAAAACAAAGUCGUCUCUCUCCUUUGGCAUCCAGCCCCUCCAGACGUGGCCAACAAAAGACCCUGAUGGAGAGUCCCAGGUCAACCUCUCUGUCUCGGAAGACCUAGGCUGUAGACGUGGGGAUUUCAGUAGGAAGCAUUAUGGAUCUGUGGAGCUGCUUAUCUCCAGUGAUGCUGAUGGAGCCAUCCAAAGAGCUGGAAGAUUCAGAGUGGAAAAUGGCUCUUCAGAUGAGAAUGCAACUGUUCUGCCAGGGACUUGGCGAAGAACAGAUGUGCACCUGGAGAACCCAGAAUUCCACACCAGAUGGUAUUUCAAGUAUUUUCUAGGACAAGUCCACCAGAAUUACAUCGGGAAUGAUGCCGAGAAGAGCCCCUUCUUCUUGUCUGUGACGCUUUCUGACCAAAACAACCAGCGUGUCCCUCAGUACCGUGCAAUUCUUUGGAGGAAAACAGGUACCCAGAAAAUAUGCCUCCCCUACAGUCCCACAAAAACGCUCUCCGUGAAAUCCAUCUUAAGUGCCAUGAAUCUGGACAAAUUUGAGAAAGGACCCAGAGAAAUUUUUCAUCCUGAGAUACAAAAGGACUUGCUGGUUCUAGAAGAACAAGAGGGCUCUGUGAACUUCAAGUUCGGGGUUCUCUUUGCCAAAGAUGGGCAGCUCACUGAUGAUGAGAUGUUCAGCAACGAAGUCGGAAGUGACGCUUUUCAAAAGUUUUUACAUCUCCUUGGUGACACAGUCACCCUAAAGGGCUGGACAGGCUACCGCGGCGGUCUGGACACCAAAAACGAUACCACAGGGAUAAGUUCCGUUUAUACUGUGUACCAAGGGCAUGAGAUCAUGUUCCACGUUUCUACCAUGUUGCCAUAUUCCAAAGAGAACAAACAGCAGGUGGAAAGGAAGCGCCACAUCGGGAACGAUAUCGUCGCCAUCGUGUUCCAGGAAGGAGAGGAGCCGUCCCCCGCCUUCAAGCCGUCCAUGAUCCGCUCGCAUUUCACACAUAUUUUUGCCUUAGUGAGAUAUGACCAACAAAAUGACAACUACAGGCUGAAAAUAUUUUCAGAAGAAAGUGUACCCCUCUUUGGCCCUCCCUUGCCAUCCCCACCGGUGUUUACAGACCACCAGGAAUUCAGGGACUUUUUGCUCGUGAAAUUAAUUAAUGGUGAAAAAGCCACUUUGGAAACCCCAACAUUUGCCCAGAAACGUCGACGUACUCUGGAUAUGCUGAUUCGAUCCUUACACCAGGAUCUGAUGCCAGAUUUACAUAAGAACAUGCUUAAUAGACGAUCGUUUAGUGAUGUCUUGCCCGAAUCACCCAAGUCAGCACGGAAGAAAGAGGAGGCCCGCCAGGCAGAGUUUGUUAGAAUAGGGCAGGCGCUAAAACUGAAAUCCAUCGUGCGAGGGGACGCUCCAUCUAGCUUGGCAGCUUCAGGAAUCUGUAAAAAAGAGCCUUGGGAGCCCCAGUGCUUCUGCAGCAGCUUCCCUCACGAGGCCGUGUGUGCGGACCCCUGGGGCCAGGCCUUGCUGGUUUCCACGGACGCGGGCGUCUUGCUAGUGGAUGACGACCUUCCGUCGGUGCCCGUGUUCGACAGGACCCUGCCGGUGAAGCAGAUGCACGUGCUGGAGACCCUGGACCUCCUGCUCUUCAGAGCAGACAAAGGAAAAGACGCCCGGCUGUUUGUUUUCCGGCUCAGCGUUGUGCAGAAGGGCAUCACGAGCAAACAGGCCGUGAGGAGCAAGUGUGACUGCAGAGACAACAAGCUUGAGAAAACAAAAGGCUGCCAUUUGUACGCCAUCAACACACACCACAACAGAGAGCUGAGGAUCAUUGUGGCCAUUCGCAAUAAGCUGCUUCUGAUCACCCGGAAGCCCAGCAAGCAGGGCGGGACCACGGGCGGGACCACCGGCGCCUCACUGCUGCCGCCCCUGUCGGAGUCGCCCAUUGAAGAAUUCCAAUACAUCAGGGAGAUCUGUCUGUCCGACUCUCCCUCAGUCAUGACCUUGGUGGAUGGGCCCACUGAAGAGAGUGACAACCUCAUCUGUGUGGCUUAUCGGCACCAGUUCGACGUGGUGAACGAGAGCACGGGGGAGGCCUUCAGGCUGCACCAUGUGGAGGCCAGCAGGGUUAAUUUUGUUGCAGCUAUUGAUGUGUACGAAGACGGAGAAGCCGGUCUGCUCCUGUGUUACAACUACAGUUGCAUCUAUAAAAAGGUUUGCCCAUUUAAUGGGGGCUCUUUUCUGGUUCAACCCUCGGCGUCCGAUUUCCAGUUCUGUUGGAACCAGGCUCCAUGCGCCAUUGUGUGCGCUUUCCCAUACCUCCUGGCCUUCACCGCCGACUCCAUGGAGAUCCGACUGGUGGUCAACGGGAACCUGGUCCACACCGCGGUCGUGCCUCAGCUGCAGCUCGUGGCCUCCAGGUCGGACAUAUACUUCACAGCCAGCGCCGCUGUGCACCAUGAGGUCUUGUCUGGAGGCAACUCCAAGGGGACCAGCACCCAGAACUCUCCUCAGACACCCCCAGGCCGAGAUGCUCCCGUAUUUCCUUCUUCCCUGGGGGAAGGGGAAAUUCAGUCCAAAAAUCUGUACAAGAUUCCACUCAGAAACCUCGUGGGCAGAAGCAUUGAGCGGCCUCUAAAGUCACCCUUGGUCUCCAAGGUCAUCACCCCACCCACAUCCAUCGGCCUCGGCAUCGCUGCCAUCCCUGUCACUCACUCUCUGUCCCUGUCCCGCAUGGAGAUUAAAGAAAUAGCAAGCAGGACACGCCGGGAGCUGCUGGGCCUCUCCGAUGAAGGUGGACCCAGGUCUGAAGGAGCACCAAAGGCCAAACCCAAAGUCCGGAAGCGGCUGGGAGAGAGCCAAGGAGGCCCCACACCUGGAGCAGUGAGGUCAACUAGCAGUGACAGGAUCACCUCGGGCUCCUUGGAAAGUCCUUCUGCUUCCGAAGCCAACCCGGAGGUGCGUUACCACUCUGCAGGCUCCGACCAGGACCCAGGGACAGACAGAGAUGGCAGCCCCAUGUGGGGCGGCAGCCCCUUCCCGCGCCCGGCUUCCUCCGACGAAGACAUUAUUGACUUGAAGUAAACAGCCCGUUUACUUGCCGUCGUUACUUUCCUUACGGGGAUUUGUACUCUGCAACCUCUUCUGACGUCAUUUCUCAACAAAACGCGGCCUCUGACCUGUCUGUGAUCUACUGGACCAAACCCUCCGCGCUCUCAGCCAGUUUGGGCCACUCCAACGUCCGGUGCCAUCUCUCUUGACCUUUGUUUCUUUCUGUUCGGGAACCAUCAGUCCCCUUGUAAUAAAGGUGGUAGGUUUCAACAAGGUUUUAGAGCGAAACUUUGAAUAAAUCAAAAAUGUUCGUUCUUA
Condylura cristata (star-nosed mole) is the source of this 3442-nucleotide messenger RNA. It is a transcript of the gene GARNL3, whose product is annotated as GTPase activating Rap/RanGAP domain-like 3. Gene Ontology annotation, biological process: regulation of small GTPase mediated signal transduction; activation of GTPase activity. Gene Ontology annotation, cellular component: cytoplasm. The transcript is spliced from 29 exons. NCBI's taxonomy places the organism in Eukaryota, Metazoa, Chordata, Mammalia, Eulipotyphla, Talpidae. Bases 26 to 3157 code for a protein of 1043 amino acids. Gene Ontology annotation, molecular function: GTPase activator activity. The record is from RefSeq and is a predicted model, not a curated record.